AUGGCCAAGAGCAAGUUUCAGUACCUCCGGAACUUCGAGACAGACGACACCUGUCUGAAAACUGUUACAUCGUGGUGCGGUUGGAUGGAAGGAACCUCCACAAGUUGUGUGUGUUCGCCAGGUCACGUCAACAACCUGUAUAACACAGUGUUUUGGGCGUUGGUGCAGAAGGGACUCACCACUACACAGGCAGAGGACAGACUAAAGAGAACAUUGGCAGCAGAUAAGAAUGAAAUCCUGUUUUCUCAGUUUGAUAUCAAUUACAACAACGAGCCUCUGGUCCACAGGAAAGGAACCGUCCUAAUCUGGGAGAAGCUGGAAGAAACAGUGACCAAGAGUGUGAAGCUCCCCAACGAGGAGGAGGAGCAGAAACCUGCACAGUGGUUAACGUUGAACGUGGACAGAGUCGAGCCUUGGGGGAGUUUGUUGUACUUCCACAUGCUCCUGCUGUGGGAUGGAGGGGAAGCUGUCAUGGACUGUGUGGAUACUCUUAAUCACUAACUCUUGAUUGGAACAAACUGUCAGCGGUGUCAUAACUCAAACACCGUCAUGCUCUUUGCUCAUGUACUGUAUACAAGUAUCUAAAUACAGCCUUUUUAUGUCUGGAACCAUUAAACCAAGAGAAUGUAUAUUGUUGAUGAUGUUUUGCUGGUGGUGAUGCUGGCAUAUUAUAUCAUCAUAAUAAACUAGUAGGCUUAC
Messenger RNA from Oncorhynchus keta (chum salmon), 699 nucleotides. Its product is annotated as probable tRNA(His) guanylyltransferase. NCBI's taxonomy places the organism in Eukaryota, Metazoa, Chordata, Actinopteri, Salmoniformes, Salmonidae. Gene Ontology annotation, molecular function: tRNA guanylyltransferase activity; magnesium ion binding. The record is from RefSeq and is a predicted model, not a curated record. Gene Ontology annotation, biological process: tRNA modification.